Populus trichocarpa (black cottonwood) is the source of this 1527-nucleotide messenger RNA. Its product is annotated as bifunctional L-3-cyanoalanine synthase/cysteine synthase D2. Gene Ontology annotation, cellular component: cytoplasm. The transcript has 11 exons. The coding region runs from base 237 to 1208 and encodes 323 amino acids. Lineage: Eukaryota; Viridiplantae; Streptophyta; Magnoliopsida; Malpighiales; Salicaceae. Gene Ontology annotation, molecular function: cysteine synthase activity. The record is from RefSeq and is a predicted model, not a curated record.
GGGACAUCUUGCUCGUGCUAUAUCUCCUCCAUGUUCAUUUAUCUUCUUGCUUUUGUUGAGCUGCCAAGUCUUGCAUCUUUGUACUGCUAUUGAUAUUGGGUAGUUUGCUAUGCUUGUGCUGAUUGUCUCUUGAUAUUGUGCUAUUGGGUUGUCAGAACCUGCAUCAUUGAACUGUUUCUAGUGCUGGUACUGGUUAGCUGACCUUUUGCUGUUGCUUUCAGAUUUUCUAUAAAGGAAUGGAGGACAAGUGUGCAAUCAAGAAAGAUGUCACUGAAUUAAUAGGAAAUACCCCUAUGGUAUAUCUCAACAAUAUCUUGGAUGGUUGCGUAGCCUGUAUUGCUGCCAAGCUUGAGAUGAUGGAACCUUGCUUCAGUGUUAAAGACAGGAUUGCAUAUAGUAUGAUCAAAGAUGCGGAAGAUAAGGGCUUAAUUACUCCGGGGAAGACUGUCCUCAUUGAACUUACAAGUGGUAACACGGGCAUUGCAUUAGCAUCCAUCGCUGCAGCCAAGGGUUACAAAGUUAUCAUUAUCAUGCCAGCUGCAAAAAGUAUAGAGAGAAGAAUAGUGAUGUUGGCAUUUGGAGCUGAGUUGCAUCUCACAGAUCCAACCAUGGGCUAUAAGGAGGUCCUUAGAAAGGGUGAGGAGAUACUAAAAGUCACACCUAAUGGUUACAUGCUUCAUCAAUUUGAAAAUCCAGCCAAUCCAAGGAUUCAUUAUGAAACCACCGGCCCUGAGAUAUGGAAAGAUUCGGCAGGAAAAGUUGAUGUCCUGGUUGCUGGGAUAGGGACGGGUGGUACAGUAACUGGAGCAGGGAAAUUUCUUAAGGAGAAAAAACCGGAGAUUAAGGUCUAUGGUGUAGAACCAGCAGAAAGUGCAGUCCUGAAUGGAGAAAAACCUGGUGCACAUCUGAUUCAAGGACUUGGCGCUGGCAUUGUUCCUCCUGUUUUGGAUAUUGACCUCCUCGAUGAAGUUAUCAAAGUAUCGAGUGAUGAAGCUAUUGAGACAACCAAGCUGAUUGCUUUGAAAGAAGGUUUGCUGGUGGGAAUAUCAUCUGGUGCCGCAACAGCUGCUGCUAUAAAGUUGGCCAAGAAACAGGAAAAUGCUGGGAAACUCAUCGUGGUGGUUUUUGCUAGUGCCGGGGAGCGAUAUAUUUCCUCGAAGCUGUUUGAUUCCAUCAGGCAUGAGGCAGAAACAAUGACCUUUGAUUAAGGUCUUACUGAUUUUUCAUGCGGGGGACCUAGUUAAACUAUUGGUUUUUUUGCACAAUUCCUUCCUGGAAGAACGUAAUUCACACUGAUUCUGGACUCGUAUGGGUAGGGGCUGUGCAACACAGGCCUGAUUCCUUAAAAUUGUACCUACUCCAUGCAACAUAUGAAUGCUUCAUGGAGGAAUGCUUCAAGCAUAAGACUCUUAAUAGACCUGAUAUGUCAACUGUCUUGAAAUUUUAAGAUUGUAAAACUCUUGCUUUUCAACCUGAGAUGGCUACAGCAUGAUAGAUUUGAAACCAAAAUGCAGCACCUUAAACCAA